UUGUAUGUAUCAUUUCCUACUUUUCUUUCUCUCUCUCUAUCACUCUUUUGCUGUCUUUCUUCCCUUAUUUAUACAUAAUGUUAUCUUUGUAUGAUUCGGUUAGCUUUAAAGAGAAAAAAUACACAAUGAAAUUAUUAUAAAAAAAUAUGCCAAUCAUAUAGUGAAGAGAACUCGUCACAAAAUGGUUACAUUUGGAUAGAUUCUUUUGAUCCCGAUUUGUUUCCUCAUCUUCGUCAUCAUCAUCAUCAUCAUUAUCAUGUUAGAUACUCAUCGAAUUAUGAUGAAACAUAACUAUCGAUGAUCGAUGAAAUCAUUGAAUAAUACUAUGUUUGUUCUUAAUUUAGUUUGGAAAACCCGGCGAAAAGACAAAGAUCCGAGUCCAUCACAACAAGAAGAAACCAAACAUUAUCUUCAUAGCGCCAUGCUUGAAUGCACAACAUCGGAAGCCAAAUUAAGGGAGAUUGUCAAUCUAGCCGAAGGUUUGGAUUAUAACGAAUGGCUUGCGUCACACACGAUUGCUUUUUUUGAACAUAUUAAUCUACUAUAUGGUACCAUUUCCGAGUUUUGUUCAAUGUCUGGAUGUCCGGAUAUGAGUGGUCCAUGUAAUCGACAAUACUUAUGGGUGGAUGAAAAAGGUAAACGAAUCAAAUUAACUGCUCCACAAUAUGUCGAUUACGUAAUGACUUACUCUCAAAAGGCGAUUAAUGAUGAAUCAAUCUUUCCUACGAAAUUUGAUAGAGAAUUUCCUCCUACAUUCGUAUUGACUGUCAAGAAGAUAAUGAAAUUAUUGUAUCAUGUAGUGGCCCAUAUUUAUCAUUCACAUUUUAAAGAAAUAGUUUUGUUAAAUCUUCAUCCACAUUUGAAUUGCAUUUUCGCUCAUUUGAUCUUGUUCAACGAACGUUUCAAAUUAAUCGAAGAGAAAGAAGUGGAAGUUUUACAUGAUCUAGCUGUAGCUUUGCAAGUUCAUCCAUCAAGACAAACAUUAAUGGCCCAUAAUCCUAAUUCUAGUGAACAAUCUCGUUUACAAUCGGAAACUGGAGCAAUUAAUCAUCUUGACAAACAAGAUGACCGCCGAUGUAUAGUCGAUGAUACUAAUAAUAAUAUAACAAUGGCCACAGAUUAUUGUAAUCCAGAUGUCAUCACAACGCAAUGUCGAAGCAUUAGUGCACUAGAUGAUUAUCGAAACUUUGAUUAUCAAACAACGGACGAGAAUCUAGAAUAUUUGAAUGAUCAAAAGGAAAAUCAAAAUGCGUCAAAAGUGAACAAUGUUUUCGGCGUCAAUUCGCCAAUGUUGGUCGAUGAACAAUUUGUCGACGAUCCAAAAACAUUGUUUCAAGUCGAUUCUCCUGAACCUAUGAUGGUCGAACCGAUGAUGUCAUCAGAAAAUAUGCCUAAUAAGAAAUGUGCGUUUGAUAUACGGAAUUCUCUUAGGGAAAGAAGCAUCUCAGCAAAUGCAGUGCUUGCUACAUGUAAAUCAUUUGAGACAUUCACUACUUCUCCAAUCACUCGUCGUUCGAAUUCGGAUCGUACUUCGGCAAAAAGCAAUUCGACAUUAUUUUUCUGUGCUUCGAAUAAAGACGAAAAACCACUGUCACUUGAUCGUGAUGAUCAUUUAUUUCAAUCAAACACAAAUUUUCCUAAUACUGAAGAAACAUGCUAACUGAACUAAUGAUGAAGAUUCGUUUAUUCAUUUGGCAAUUAUUUUUUAAUUCGAUUCGAUCUCGAUUUGUUUCGACAACAUUUGUUUGCUUGAUUGUUUUAUUUUUUCUUUAUCGAAUUUCUUAUUCGUCAAUCACUCUCUUAUGCCUUAUUCGAAAUUUUUUAGUCAUUUAUAUUAUACGUUAUAAUUCGCUUGAUGAUGGUCGAUUCUCUUUCUUUCUCUCUUUAUCACUCUUAAGAUAAAAAACGAUAGUGGCGAUAAACAACAAAAAACAUCCAUAUCAUUAUCACCAUCACAUAUUUAAACAGCCCCUUCUAUUACUUUAAGAUAAAUUUAAGAAAAGAAUCAUCAUUCGUAAUAAUGUUUUAUUGUUAUUUCUGCUUAUUCGAUUGUAUCUAUUUUAUCGCUUUUAUUCUAUUCGGUCAACAUUAUCUGUGAUUUCAUUGGAUUAUAUAUGACUCUAAUCAAAUUA
Dermatophagoides farinae (American house dust mite) is the source of this 2132-nucleotide messenger RNA. The record is from RefSeq and is a predicted model, not a curated record. NCBI's taxonomy places the organism in Eukaryota, Metazoa, Arthropoda, Arachnida, Sarcoptiformes, Pyroglyphidae.